Messenger RNA from Amoebophrya sp. A25, 2086 nucleotides. The record is from the annotation of a GenBank genome assembly. Lineage: Eukaryota; Dinophyceae; Syndiniales; Amoebophryaceae.
AGUCACAUUACGCGGUUUUUUUCCUCGUAAGACUUACAUCUAGAAGCAGUCAAGUGCCACAUGUUUAUCCUUCUCAUCUUCUCUUCCACGUCGGUUGUUCUUAAGUGAUAGACAUAGAAGUCGAGGACCAGGACAAAAAUAAAAUGGAGUUUGCCAAAUGCGUUGCUAUUCUAGAAGCUCGAAGAAACACGCCAGAUGAUCAUGGUCAUGCUCAUGGUGCUGGAGGAGGUACCACCGGACGAGGCGGCUGUUGUAGCUGUGGUGCAGAGGCACAGGAAGCUGGGUUAGCAGAUGUUGCUAAGGGAGAAGGAAAUGCUGAGCUUGAACGGCAGCAAGGAGAAAGAGAUGGUGGUGAACCGCAUCAAGGAGAAAGAGACGGUGGUGAACGGCUUCUACCAAGAGAAAAUCUUAAUACUGGUAAUACGAAAGAGCACCAAGAAUCCUCUCCAUCAACGACAUCACCAGCUGUCACAGGAGAUGCGACUUCAAAUGGAAAGGUAGAGGAUGCCAACACUAUCGACGAUGAUGAAGAUCCCGACAUCGCAGCUGCGAUAGCGCAGAUAAAUGAACGCUUUAACAAAAUAUCUACAUCUAAGGAUGGGAAUGCGUCAGAACUUCUUAAUCAUGGAGCAACCACUUCUACUUCUACUUCUCUACAUGUUGCUGGUUUCUCUUUCACAAGCGCGUCACAAGAUGUCGACAUGCAACAGGUUGCUGAUCUUGAGGCAUCUUCAGCCGGUGGCUCAUCAGGCAACGGUAAGACGGAAGAAGAACCCGCAUCAACAGCAUGCAACCAUGUCCGGGUGGCGAUGCAGACGAUCGAAGACCAAGACUGGCGAGAAGAACUCCCAAGACUCGCCAUGUGUGCCUCUAGAGACAUGGAUGGACGUGCCAGAAGUGCAGUUGCUAGAGCUUUUGAACUGGAAACUGACAUUAAGGCUUGGGAGUUGACAUCUCUAUGCGCGUCUCUAUGGCUAUCUCAAGUAGGAAAGCCAUAGAAAUGCGAGCUAGAGAUGCCAACUUUCAACCUCUAAUGACAAAGACGAGCUGUCUGGUGAAGGAGAUCCAAGCAGGGAUAUGGAUGUUGACCAACAAGAACAAGGCCUCCAUCAAAAAAAUCAACAAGAAACACAAGGCAAGAAUGGUACUUCCGCCGCAGUAGCCAGGUGGAUGCUGAAAGUGCAGGAACGGAGAGUGGCACUCCAAAAAGCUUGGGAUGCGGUACUGAAACGGUUGAUAGCACGUAGGGAAGUGCGCACUGGCUACGGACCGCUUGUGCAAAAAGUGACCAAAGCAGUACAAGAGGUACAUUAGAUAUGAGAAAAGAAAAUCUGUUAUCAUUAUCAAGUUUCUUAGGUAGAAAACAAAGUAUGAGAUAGUGAUAACAUAGACGAAGUGGAAGAUAUUGAUGUGACAGAUGAAAUUUCUUGAUCAACAUUUCUUGACGAAUCAGAUUCACUAUGCACAAAAAUCUUCUUGUUCUUGUUCUACUUCUAUUGCUAUCCUCUCUUUCAUUUUCAUUUGAUCGAUCCACUACACUUGUUCUGAUUGAUAUUACAGGUGAACGAAUCUGUCCGCGACGUCCUUGACAACUGUAACUCUCUGCGCCUCACUGAGCUUACUCUUGGCACACCCGCUUAUCAAGAUGCACUUGAGCUUCGUGAACUCAUCGAGCAAAUUCAAAAGUCCGAAAAACAGCGUAUGGAAUUGAGUGCUGCAACCCAUUUAGCCCAAAUCCGCCUCUACACGCUGCAUCUUGGCGGAGCAUGCAGUGGGUCUCAGGUCGCGUCUGAGGCGGCUAGCAGUGUGGAGACAGCAAGAAGACAGCACUAUGAAGAGAUGGGAAGAUUGAGACAGGCUAUGAAAGACGUGGAGGAAGAGGUAGCCACACAUGAAGCGGAUCUGAGAUACGGAUUUCUCAUCUGACGAUCUAAAGCAAAAGGGCGAUACAUGACUAUCACUUACAACAAAGUUUACGGUGGGUACCACCACCCAUGAGGAAACUCGAAGUACCCCACAAAGUACCCCUCUGAGCCGCACUCUCGAGGUUCUUAUGAUAAGACCACAACGAAAGAACAAAGUAUCC